Olea europaea var. sylvestris is the source of this 1810-nucleotide messenger RNA. RefSeq names its product NAC domain containing protein 50-like. The transcript has 4 exons. Gene Ontology annotation, biological process: regulation of DNA-templated transcription. The coding region runs from base 342 to 1532 and encodes 396 amino acids. Lineage: Eukaryota; Viridiplantae; Streptophyta; Magnoliopsida; Lamiales; Oleaceae. Gene Ontology annotation, molecular function: DNA binding. The record is from RefSeq and is a predicted model, not a curated record.
CCCUUUUUCUCUUCUUUGAUUUUUCGAAUUCCGUGUCAAGCAAGCAUCCAUACCACACACCACACAUGUACAUUUCUUUACUCCUCGCUCAAACCAAAUCCCAAAAUCCCAUCCAAUUAUUUUCUUUCUUUAAAACUUUGCUUGCCUUCUAAUCUAACUUCAUUUUCAAGCUUUCUGUCAAACCCACCAUUAUAACUUAUCUUUUUUUACUUUGUACUCAUCUGGGAUUUAAUUUAUGUGUUGAGUUUUGAGUCUGAUAUUUUUUUGUGGGAGCACCAAACUCCCUAAAAUUUUUGGUGUUCAUCCUUUCCUUUCGAGGGGAAUUAUAUCUGGAAUUUUAGAUGGGACAAGAGGUGGUGGCAGCGGGGGUGGGUGCAACACCGGCGAAGACGGUGGCGCCACCGCCAACGCCAACUUCUUUGGCACCGGGAUUCAGGUUUCAUCCGACGGACGAGGAGUUGGUGAGGUACUAUCUGAGGAGGAAGGCAUGUAGGAAGCCCUUUCGAUUUCAAGCUGUUACUGAAAUUGAUGUCUACAAAUCUGAGCCAUGGGAGCUUGCUGGUACUUAUAUUCAAUAUGCAUCCCUGAAGACCAGAGAUCUAGAAUGGUACUUUUUCAGCCCUGUGGACAGAAAAUAUGGUAAUGGAUCUCGGCUGAAUCGUGCCACUGGCAAAGGGUAUUGGAAAGCAACUGGAAAGGAUCGUCCUGUGCGCCAUAAAAACCAAACCAUUGGAAUGAAGAAAACCCUUGUUUUCCACAGCGGACGAGCUCCUGAUGGCAAGAGAACAAAUUGGGUAAUGCAUGAAUACAGGCUUUGUGAUGAAGAAUUAGAAAGGGCUAGAGUAGCACAGGAUGCAUUUGUGCUCUGUAGAAUCUUUCAGAAGAGUGGUUUAGGACCGCCAAAUGGGGACAGAUAUGCCCCUUUUGUUGAGGAGGAAUGGGAUGAUGAUGCAGCUCUUGUGGUUCCUGGCAUAGAGGUUGAAGAUGAUAUGCCGAAUGGUGAUGAAGCACGAGUCGAGGUCAAUCACCUGAACCAGGAUUCUCAUCCUCUCAGCAUGGCUCCUCCCCAAGUCGAAAAUCAAAUUGAGCUGCAGUCUCUCCCAUUUGCUUGCAAGAGGGAAAUAUCUGAAGAAGAUCCUGAACUUUCUUUAUCCCAAAGCAAAAAAUUGAAGCAUGAUGAUCCUCACUCAAGUCAUGCUAAUGGAUCCGAAGAUUCAACGACGACAAGCCAUGAUCCCUCAAAAAUGAUGAUGACGACAAUUCCUUUAUUAGAACCUGUAGAACCCAAAGAAAAUAAUCCAGUCAACUCGCUUACCUUCGAUUCUUCUAACCUCGAGAAAUCUGUGCCUCCAGGUUAUUUGAAAUUUAUUAACAAUUUGGAGAACGGAAUCUUGAAUGUCUCCAUGGAGAGGGAGACGCUGAAAAUCGAAGUGAUGAGGGCCCAAGCAGUGAUCAACGUUCUUCAAUCCCGUAUCGAGAUUUUAACUAAAGAAAACGAGGACUUAAGACGACAUCAUGUGCAGGAGGGCUAGAUAAAUGUGGCACCUGUGUAUUCUAGUUUUGCAGUUUUGCUUGCUCAAUCCCCUUGUACUGAACUGAUAGCAUCUUGGAUCGAAUCUCAGAACAGGGUAAGAUCGAGUAAUGGCAUCUCGAGACAUAUAGCUGUUUAUUAUGGAAUAUUUAGUAGUUGUUUAAUGUAGUUUUAACGAAUGCAUCCGUCGAAAAUGCUUGUCUCAAUCGAACUCUUUCGAAUAAAGUUGAGACUGUACACUUUUGGUGUUUUUAUUUAUGUAAUUGACUGCUUGCUUCA